AUGCAAGAGGUCCGCUAUGCUGGAGCGGGCACGCGUGAAAACCCUUAUAUCGUCGAUUGGGACCGUAACGAUCCAGAAAAUCCCUAUAACUGGCCGAAACGGCGAAAGUGGCUCAUAACGUCGCAGCUAGCCAUUUCGACCUGGACGGUGUCAUUCGGUAGUAGUGCUUACAGCGGGGGCCUGAGGUUUACAGAGAGCAUGUUCCACGUAUCCGAAGAGGUUGCUGUCCUCGGUAUAUCUUUGUACGUCCUCGGGUUUGGGCUAGGACCGCUCGUUUUCGCGCCAUUGGGCGAGAUGUAUGGAAGGCGACGCAUAUUCCUGAUAACGAUGUCUGUAUAUACCUUGAUGCACUUGGGCGGCGCUCUGGGGCACAAUAUCGCGACUCUGUUGUCUACCAGAUUUCUUGCAGGCGUGUUUGGUUCCUCCCCGCUGACCAACGCCGGAGGAGCCAUCUCGGAUAUAUGGAACCCUAGAGAGCGCGGCGUCGCUACCUCGCUAUAUGCCACCGCGCCGUGGCUGGGACCGGUCAUUGGGCCGAUUGUGGGUGGAUUUGUGUCGCAGACCCCGUCCCUGGGAUGGCGGUUCAGCUUCUGGAUUAUGAUGAUUGUCUCAGGAGUCACUCUGAUCUAUGGGUUCUUGGUGACCCCGGAAACCUACGCACCAGUACUGUUGCGGAGGCGCGCUCGGAUGCUCGAGAAGGGAUCCGGUGGUCUUAUUCAUUACGUGUCCAAGUACGAAAUCCACCAUUCGGCGUCGCUCUUCGAGAAGCUGCAGAUCAAUCUGAGCAGACCAUUCUUGUUCCUGUUCACGGAGCCCAUAGUGACGCUUCUGUCAAUAUACGUCUGUAUCGCUUAUUCCACUUUGUAUGCGUUCUUUGCGGCCUUCCCCAUCGUUUUCCAACAACACAGACAUUUUACCCCCGGCAAUGGCGGACUUGCCUUCCUCGGCGUCGGUGUCGGUACCAUAAUUGGGACGUGCAUGACACCCAUACAGAACAGAAUGUACUGGCGCGCGAUGGAUAGAAGCCCAACUGGUAGGGCACCCCCUGAAGCACGUCUGUACUUGAUGAUGGGAGUGGCGGGCCUUCUGCCUGUAGGCCUGUUCUGGUUUGCAUGGACAAGUCAGCCUUCGGUUCACUGGAUGCUACCCGUCGCUGCGGGUGUGCCAUUCGGUACGGGUUGUGCGCAAGUCAUGCAGGGCAUAACGGCGUACCUCAUGGACGCCUAUCAUAUCUACUUUGCCAGCGCAAUCGCUGCGACGGUCGUACUUCGCUCCAUGGGCGCCUUUGCCUUCCCUCUAUUCUGCCCGCUCAUGUAUAAGAAGCUGGGUGAUCAGUGGGCGUGUAGUGUGUUCGGAUUCCUGGCGCUUCUUUGCACGCCUAUGCCAUAUUUGUUUUAUGUGAGUAACUUAACUGUUGAGCUUUGA
Messenger RNA from Gloeophyllum trabeum ATCC 11539, 1425 nucleotides. RefSeq names its product MFS general substrate transporter. The transcript is spliced from 11 exons. Gene Ontology annotation, biological process: transmembrane transport. NCBI's taxonomy places the organism in Eukaryota, Fungi, Basidiomycota, Agaricomycetes, Gloeophyllales, Gloeophyllaceae. The record is from RefSeq and is a predicted model, not a curated record. Gene Ontology annotation, molecular function: transmembrane transporter activity. Bases 1 to 1425 code for a protein of 474 amino acids.